GCGGAGUUUCCGUCACCAGUUGACCUACCGAACUCAGCUGUCAUCUGUGUGAACAUAGGAAAGAUGGCAGGGAACGACUCUUAUACUAUAGUGGAAUAUUUUGGUGGAGAUGAUGGCUACCGCUGCGGCUACUGCAAAAACGAAAAGGGAAACUUCUCUCAUGGAAUGUGGUCUCAUACUAUGACCGUACAGGACUACCAAGAUUUAAUUGAUCGAGGAUGGAGAAGAAGUGGGAAAUAUGUUUAUAAGCCCAUAAUGAAGAAGACAUGCUGUCCUCAGUAUACCAUCAGAUGUCAUGCAAUGAAAUUCCAGCCUUCCAGAUCUCACAAGAAAAUCCUGAAGAAAAUGAACAAAUUUAUUUCAAAUGGGGAAUUGCCAUCAGUACAGGAAGAUGGGGAGCCAAUGGACUCUGUUUGUGAAGAGACUGGUCCGGGGAAACCGACUAAAGUCUGUCAGUCCGAUGUAAAACAUAUUGCUAUCGCAGACAUUUCACAGGAAGUGCCAAACUGUCCCGUUGUUGCAGAAGUUCAGAAAAACUUGGUGGAUUCUACAGCUUCAGGCUCAGAAAAUUCACAGAAUGUUUUAGCUUCCGUCUCAGAUGGAGGAACAACUGCCAAAGCUCCUAAACCAGGGUUGGGAGCAGAUCCUAGAAGGCCGUCCUGCAGAAAGGCCAAAGACUUAAGAAGGGAGCGGCGUCUUCAGAAAGACCAGAUCAGACAACAUGCUGAUGGAACCUCACCUACAAAACCUGCCCAUGCCAACCAGCACAAAACACUGGAGGGAUUCAUGAGCGAGUCUUUAGACGACAGCUCCUCGCAUUGCCUGGAGGUGAGGCUAGUGCGCUCCAGGCCCCCUAGCCCGCAGUUCAAAGCCUCUUUUGACGCCUCCUACCAGGUGUACAAACUCUACCAGAUGGCCAUUCACAAGGAUCCUCCUGACAAACCCUCCGAGAGCCAGGUGAGGCUAGUGCCGGUGAACUUUGAGGACCCCCAGUUCAUGGCGUCCUAUCAACGAUCAGUGGCGCUGUACGCCCGCUACCAGAUGGCCAUUCAUGGUGAUGACCCAAGCGAAUGUAGUGAGACUGAGUUCCGGAGAUUCCUUUGUGAUUCACCACUAGAGGCGGAACACUCUCCAGAUGGACCAGAGAUGGGAUACGGCUCUUUCCACCAGCAGUACUGGCUGGAUGGACGCAUUGUGGCCGUGGGAGUGAUUGACAUCUUACCAACAUGUGUGUCUUCUGUCUAUCUGUACUACCACCCAGACUUUGCAUCGCUCUCUUUAGGGUCCUACUCUGCUCUCAGGGAGAUUGCUUUCACCAGGCAGCUGCAGAAACAGUCCCCCAAGCUGUGCUACUACUACCUGGGCUUUUACAUUCACUCCUGCCCCAAGAUGCGUUAUAAGGGACAGUAUCGGCCCGCUGACCUCCUCUGCCCAGAAACCUACGUUUGGGUAUCGAUAGAGCGAUGCAUACCCCUGCUCGACAGCUCCCGCUAUGCUCGUUUACAUCAGGACCCUGAUGCAGGAGACGCUCGAGUGGUUAAGGAUAUAGGCAGAACUCUGGUGCUGCACAAGCGGACCGUCAUGCCCUACACCAUCUACAGCCGCAAACGUAAAGGCCCCAGCGACGAGGCCGAGGUACAGCAGUACGCCAGCUUGGUCGGUCAGGACUGCGUGGAAAGGAUCUUACUCUACCGCUCCUGAAAACGCAGUGGCGUACCACUACCCUAUUUUAACAUGCGUACAAAUACACAUCGCCCAGAAGUAUCAUCUGUUUUCCUUUGCCUCUAAAAGUGCUCUCUGCUGCAGCCACACUCUGCCUACUUCAACACAUGCAGCAACACUGCACCUGCUGAGCAUCAUCUACUGUGUGCAGGUACCUAGUCAUAAAUAAAAAUAUCACUGAAAAGCUAAUUAAUUUCAAUAUUUUAAUCAGAAGAUGAUACUUUGCACACAGAGUGAUAUAUUCCAGGACUUUAUUCUUGAGGAUUGUGGCUUAAAGAUAACUAAAACUCAACACUAAUUUUCUCAGAACAUAAGAAUAUUACAUAUGACCAAAAACAAUAUUUCAGUGGCGAGGGUUCCUAUAAAGUUUUAAAAAGUAUGGCGUUCGAUCAUUUUCCCUGUCCAAGUAUGCACUAAAGAAAAAGUGUUGAAAAAUGUUUGAGUUCCCAGACAUUUUCUGUUUUGUUAUUAUUCAUAUGUAAAUUAAUAUAAAUGUAUCUAUAUUUUGCCGCAUAAAAACGUGACUUAAAAAUUUUAGCCAUCAGUACUGACAGCAUGCUCAUACAAAAAAAUAACCUAAAAGGGCCAUUUCACAGUUUUUAUUGACCUGUAGCUGAACGUAAUCCAAGGGGAGUCAGACACGAAGUAUUUCAACUAUUUUCAAAGAGAACAAAGUAAUAAAAGGUCACAAACCGUGCUCUGUGUCAAAUUCACCUUCUGCCUUGUGUUGUUUCCUUAUUUGUGAAACAUACAGAUCAUUUCAAGAUAAAAUGUUUUUACGUUUAAAUUUCAAGAAUGCUAAAAAAAAAUAAAAAUUGGAAAAAUCUGAGAAUGUCAGUCUGGAAAAGUAUGAAGGUUUGAGUUGAAAAAUGUUUAGGAACCUUAAAUACAAACAUUUUAUAAUAUAUGCACUCAUUACUUUAUCCAUGCUUCUUUUACAUGAAUUACUGCAUCAAUGCAGCGUUGCAUGGAGGCAAUCAGUCCGAAGUGUGACAAAGCUCAGGUUGCUUUUACAUCAGCUUUCAGGUUGUAUUUCUUUCCCCAUCUAAUACCUAAUGCUUGUGCACUUCUUUUCUACCAUACUUUUUCCUUCCUCUCAACUUUUCAUUCUAAAGCUUGCAAACAGGACUGCAGCUUCUGUGACAAUGACCAUUUGUUCUGUGGAGGGUGUCAGUAACUGUCACUCUUCAAAUGUUUUGUAACUGAAUUUUCUUUAUCUAUACCCCAUAGUCAUCAAAAUGAAUGAAAUUACUGAAAUAAAUUACAUAAUAAAUUACCUGGUUUGUUUUUUCUUGCAUCCUUCCUCUGACUUGCUGCAGGGACCAGUCGACUGAAUGUGGCUUUCAGACGAUAACCCAUCAGCUAGAAUGUUUUGUUUUUAAACCAUCCUUAUAUUUUAUGUUGAACUUUCUAAGUUGCAAACCAGGAUCAGUUGGAAACUGAGAUUUAUUUGAACCUAAUUAUAGUUUGUGACUUCAUUGCUUUCUUAAUGAUUGGUUCUGUUUGAAUGUUGAUUGUUUUUUUUUUCACAAUGGAUUUAAUUUGCUUAUCUUAAAAAAAAAACAAAGAAAAAUAUAAUGGAUCUAAUAUUAAACCCCAAUGAUGUAAUGAUUUAAAUGUGCACAGAGAUGCUGUAAACCAUUAUUUUAAGUAUAAUUUGUUUUUCUUUAUAUAGUCUCUGUGUUCUUUUUUGUUUUUGAACUAAAUAAACAGAUUGCAUACUCUCCAGUA
Girardinichthys multiradiatus is the source of this 3453-nucleotide messenger RNA. RefSeq names its product arginyl-tRNA--protein transferase 1. The transcript has 13 exons. Gene Ontology annotation, biological process: protein arginylation. Gene Ontology annotation, molecular function: arginyl-tRNA--protein transferase activity. The coding region runs from base 64 to 1701 and encodes 545 amino acids. Gene Ontology annotation, cellular component: cytoplasm. The record is from RefSeq and is a predicted model, not a curated record. NCBI's taxonomy places the organism in Eukaryota, Metazoa, Chordata, Actinopteri, Cyprinodontiformes, Goodeidae.